Molecule: messenger RNA, 3009 nt
Organism: Eimeria acervulina
Lineage: Eukaryota; Apicomplexa; Conoidasida; Eucoccidiorida; Eimeriidae
Product: DNA replication licensing factor, putative
Exons: 15
Coding region: 1-3009 (1002 amino acids)
Biological process (GO): mitotic DNA replication initiation; double-strand break repair via break-induced replication; DNA strand elongation involved in DNA replication
Cellular component (GO): MCM complex; nucleus
Molecular function (GO): single-stranded DNA helicase activity; single-stranded DNA binding; ATP binding
Source: RefSeq, a predicted model, not a curated record
AUGGCGAGUUAUAUAGAUGAUGAGAUCGAUGGCUCCCUUGGAGGGGGCCAUACGGAGGGGAAUAUGAUGGGGGCGACUUCAAUAGAUAUGACGCAAGCAGCAGCACCGCGGCGAGCAGCAGCAGCAGCAGCAGCAGCAGCAGCAACAGGGACUGCAACAGAAGCAGAACCAGACUGGAAAGCAGAUGCUAUUGUAGAGCAGCAAAUGGGCCAUGACGGCAACAGAGAGAAAACAGCAACAGUGAAGGCGCUCACAGAGGCAUUUCAACAAACACUUGCUGCUAUACCUGGUUUGUCUCAGCAGCUAGAUGUACUGCAGCAGGCUGCUGCAGCGGUUUGUUUAGGGAUGCCUGCUGAGGGGAAGGGUUUGCGCGUUAGCAGCAGCAGCAGCAGCGGGCGCAGCAACAGCAGUUUGCAGCAGCGUUUAAUCCUUUCUAUAUCAGAUGUUGUCUCUGUCUCUUCUUUCUCGUUUUAUAAUCACCCCCUAAUUAAAAACCCUUGUGCUGCUCUCCCUGCUCUUGAAUAUGCUGUUGCUGAGGAAUGGAAGAACAGAGGAGCCCUGGGCCCAGCGCCUCGCGUGGGUGUGGGUGGUUGGUUGGGUGCGAGUCAUCUGACUCCGCGAGGGCUGAAGAGCACUCAUUUGAAUUGUUUGGUAGCCCUUGAAGGCGUUGUUAACCGCUGUGCUGCUCCUCAUCCGCGUAUACACCGUGCGGUGUAUCUUACAGAAGACGCGCUGCAGCACCAGCAGCAGCUUCUGCACCUACAGCACCAGCAACCGCAGCAGCAGCAGCAGCAGCAACAACAACAAACACCAAUCAUCACCCCACAAGAACGAGAGAUCCAUCUACGCAGCUUCUAUGAUGUCAGCGAUCUAGAUAAAGAUAUCCGCGAUGCUCAGCCUCCACCCCAAAAAGACCCUGAAGGGCGGCGGAUAAACCGACAGGAAAUUGGAUACUGCCAAUACCAAAACCAUCAAAAAUUCUUCGUUCAAGAAGCCCCAGAAACAGCACCCACAGGCCAACUGCCUCGUUGGGUAGAAGUGCUGGCAGCAGCAGAUUUGUGUGAAUCAGUGAAGUGCGGCGACAGAGUUCGAAUAUUUGGGGUGUACAGACCCCGAGCAUCAGCAGCAAAUAAUCAAACUACUGGAUAUGUUAAGCCCCUCCUCGUCGCUAAUAAUAUUGAGGUGCUGAACGCAGCAGCUCGUGCGUCAAUGCUGCAGUCUCUGCCUGCGGAUUUGAUGAAUAUAAAAACCUUCGCAAGCAGAAGGGAUUUGCUAGAGGUAAUGGCUCGGUCUGUAGCUCCAGCUGUAUGCGGCCACGACUUGGUGAAGCGGGGUUUGCUGCUGCAGCUGUGCGGGGGCAGCAGCCUGGGCAGCAGCAGCAGCAACAAUAGCAGCAGCAGCAGCAUUGGGCAUCGUGUGAGAGGAGACAUUCAUGUGCUGCUAUUAGGAGAUCCUUCAGCAGGGAAAUCUCAGCUGCUGCGAUUCGUGCUGCGGCUGCUGCCGGGUGCUAUUAGUACUACAGGCAGAGGCAGCAGCGGCGUUGGUCUAACUGCUGCUGUUGCUACAGACGGAGAUACGAUGGAGAGAAGAGUUGAAGCAGGGGCGAUGGUAAUGGCUGAUAAAAAUAUUGUUUGUAUUGAUGAAUUCGAUAAAAUGCAGCAAGGAGACAGAGCAGCAAUUCAUGAAGUCAUGGAACAGCAAACUGUCUCCGUCGCUAAAGCAGGCAUCCAUACGACUCUUAAUGCCAGAUGUUCGGUGCUGGCAGCAGCAAAUCCGCUGUAUGGGUGCUGGAGCCCCGAUCUGCCGUUUUCUUCGCAAGUAGCCUUUGAAGAUUCUCUUCUUAGCAGAUUUGAUCUUAUAUUCAUACUCAGGGACUCAACUUCAUGUGAAGAAGACGAGCGUUUAGCGGAGGCGGUGCUGCGAAAUGUCUCAGAGAAGGCGAAGCCAGCAGCAGCAACAACAACAACAGCGGCAGCAGCAGCAACAGCAGCAGGAGGAGACAAGCGCCUGCAAGGAGACAGCUUUAUCCAGCCCCAAAGCGACAUGCACAAACCCUCGCAUGCAGCAACAGCAGAUCUGCAGCAGCAAGAAGCAGAGCCAACCAAAGCCUUCUACCACAGAAAUGAAAUGCUCUACUAUGACAAACAAGGGCGGGAGCACGAGUGUUUGACGCACGAGUUUUUGCGCAAGUACAUCGAGUUGGUUCGGUGUGGGGGCUUAGCAGCAGUUGAAGAUGGUGAUUUGCCGCAGCAGCAGCAGCAGCAGGAGGGGCCUCGUUUAUCGGAGUCUGCUGCUGCAGCUCUUGCAGAUUUCUAUACAACUAUUAGACAGAGGGCUGUGCAGCAGAGAGAAGAAGGAGCAGCAGCAACAAACAAUCUGCUGCAGCCAGUAACUGAAGACGUGCAGGUGGCGCAGCAGUUGCUGCUGCACACUUUGUUUGGGGAGGACACAUUUAGAGAUGAGGAGACAGAGACAGAGACAGAGACAGACGAAGAAGAAGAAGCAGCACCUGCACGAAGGAGGAAGCCAAGAAGAAAAGCAGCCGACAGCCAGCAUAAGAGUUGCCCAUGUGCUGCUGUACGACGUGCUGCGGUUGCUGCUGCAUUUGCUGCUGCGUUUGCUGCUGCAGAUGAGGCGAUGGCGCAGGAGAUGGAGGGCCUGGAGAUAGGCGAAACGAAGAAAAGGCGCACGAGGAGAGCAGCAGCAGCAGCAGCGGGGGGAGGAGACGCAGCAGCAGAAGCAAGGGAGAGGAACGAAGCGCUGCAGUCUCUCCACGCUCAAGGACUCAGUUCGGAUAUUGUACAGAGUUUAAUUUUGCACUGUAUUAAAGAACUGGAUCAAGGCAGCGGUGUCAGUGAAGCGGCUCUUCUAGAGGCGGUCUCUGCACGCGCCCUUUCGCGCGGUUUGCUGCAACCCUCAGCCGAAGAAUUCCAAAAAAGUCUCCACGAUCUCAACUCCAAAGAUUCGGCACCCAUACUUGUCCACGACGGCCUUGUUUAUGAGUGCUGA